Cucurbita moschata (crookneck pumpkin) is the source of this 1126-nucleotide messenger RNA. Its product is annotated as protein CHLORORESPIRATORY REDUCTION 6, chloroplastic. The transcript is spliced from 4 exons. The coding region runs from base 112 to 876 and encodes 254 amino acids. Gene Ontology annotation, biological process: NAD(P)H dehydrogenase complex assembly. The record is from RefSeq and is a predicted model, not a curated record. Gene Ontology annotation, cellular component: chloroplast. NCBI's taxonomy places the organism in Eukaryota, Viridiplantae, Streptophyta, Magnoliopsida, Cucurbitales, Cucurbitaceae.
AGCUAAAUUGGAUAAGUAGAACAAGAUGGAGGAAGAUCAGGGAGAAGAUAAACCAGGCGGACGCCUCCGCCUCCCACCGUUGGUAUUUUUGCACGCCUUAUCGUCGUCUCCAUGUCCACUCCCGCCAUUAAACCUUUGCUUCCACUUUCUCCUUCCUUUAAUCAUCCAUCUCGCUCGCCUAUUUCAUGGAGUUUCUGUAGACCUAUCUCAGAUUCUUCGCCUUUUUGCUCUAUUUUCACCUCUUCUCGGCAGCGACGACAAGUAUCAGCCUCGGUUGCCUUUAAUCCAUCCGGAAAAUUUGAUCUCUCUUUGCAAGAUGAUGAAGAUGAUUCUUCUAAAGUUUCACCUCCAAUGCCACCUACUGAAGGUCGGUUCGACGUGGUGAUAGAUAACGAUGUAAUUCGUCAUCUAGACUUAUCCUCAUUUCAGAAAACAACUGGAAUAAUCUCACCUUUAGCUACUGAGCCAAAACAAUUUCUUGAGCGUACAAUUGGUUUUACAAUCAAUUAUACCCGAGAAGAUCCUCACGAUCGACGUGAAUUAUCCGAAUACCCCGACAUAAGACUGUGGUUUGUGAGGCUUGAUUCAGAGUAUCCAUGGCUACCAGUUUUACUGGACUGGAGAGCGGGAGAGCUCGCUCGCUAUGCAGCCAUGCUCGUCCCUCACCAGAUUAGUAUGAGAAUGGGAAUUGUGUUCAAUCCUGAGGCUUUGGAGUUGUUUGUGAUGAAGAAAGUCUUUAUUGUGUAUUCAUGGUUGAAGCAACAUGACAUUCCAAAGCCAAGAUUGAAAACAGCUAAUAUGGCUAGGAUGCUUGGGUUUGGGAUUGGAGAUGAACUUUUUGACUUGAUAGAUCAACAUCCAGUUGCCCCACCAUGAAAGACGAGACUGAGCUCGAAACUCUGCUUCGAUCGAUCCUUUGAAUCGAAUCGAGAGCUGGUAUUGUUCUCUCUUAUGGAACUCCCACAAUUGUAUUCAUAUUCGCUUCUCGAAAAUAGAGUUGGUAACCUUGUAAUUGCCUGUUCUUAACUUUGCAUAGCUUAUUGUUGAUGAAUGAAUAACUGAGUGAUGGAGCCACCAAUGUAUUCGACUUCGAGAAUAUGAUUGAUAAGAAAUGCUUUUCGAUAAA